AUGGAAAAGUCCGGCUAUGGCAGAGACGGAAUCUACAGAUCACUUCGUCCAACGCUCGUUCUCCCCAAAGAUCCGAACACAUCGUUAGUCUCUUUCCUCUUCCGUAACUCAUCAUCUUACCCUUCCAAGCUUGCUCUCGCCGAUUCAGAUACUGGCGAAACCUUAACCUUCUCUCAGCUCAAAUCCGCCGUCGCUAGACUAGCUCACGGGUUCCAACGUCUAGGCGUUCGCAAAAACGACGUCCUACUGAUCUUCGCUCCUAAUUCGUACCAGUUCCCUCUCUGUUUCCUCGCCGUAACUGCCAUCGGAGGCGUUUUCACCACCGCAAAUCCUCUUUACACCGUGAAUGAGGUUUCGAAACAGGUAAAGGAUUCGAAUCCGAAGAUGAUUAUCUCCGUUAAUCAAUUGUUCGAUAAGGUCAAGGGUUUUGAUCUUCCCGUUGUGCUACUCGGAUCUGGAGAUUCCGUAAAGAUUCCGGAAUCGAAUUCGAAGGUUCUCAGUUUCAAUAACGUGAUGGAGCUCUCCGAGCCAGUUUCUGCGUUCCCGUACGUUGAGAUUAAGCAAUCGGAUACAGCUGCGCUGUUGUAUUCGUCAGGAACUACAGGAACAAGCAAAGGCGUGGAGUUAACUCAUGGGAAUUUCAUAGCUGCGUCGUUGAUGGUGACCAUGGAUCAAGAUCUUAUGAGAGAGUAUCACGGCGUGUACUUGUGUUUUCUUCCAAUGUUUCAUGUGUUUGGGUUGACUGUGAUUGCUUACUCUCAGCUUCAGAGAGGGAAUGCUUUGGUUUCCAUGGCGAGAUUUGAGCUUGAGUUGGUUCUUAAGAACAUUGAGAAGUAUAGAGUUACUCAUCUUUGGGUUGUUCCUCCUGUGUUUCUUGCUCUUUCCAAGCAAAGUAUUGUGAAAAAGUUUGAUCUUUCUUCACUUAAAUACAUUGGGUCAGGAGCUGCUCCUCUGGGUAAAGACUUGAUGGAGGAGUGUGGAAGAAACAUCCCUAAUGUUUUGCUUAUGCAGGGAUAUGGAAUGACUGAAACGUGUGGAAUAGUCUCUGUGGAAGACCCGAGACUAGGGAAACGGAACUCUGGAUCAGCUGGAAUGCUUGCUCCAGGUGUUGAAGCUCAGAUAGUGAGUGUAGAAACUGCAAAACUUCAGCCUCCUAAUCAAUUAGGGGAAAUUUGGGUUCGAGGGCCUAACAUGAUGAAAGGUUAUCUCAAUAACCCUCAGGCUACCAAAGAAACAAUAGAUAAAAAAGGUUGGGUACAUACUGGAGAUCUUGGUUACUUCAACGAAGAAGGCAACCUCUAUGUUGUUGAUCGAAUCAAAGAACUAAUCAAAUACAAAGGCUUCCAGGUUGCUCCAGCUGAACUAGAAGGUCUACUUGUAUCCCAUCCCGAAAUACUAGACGCUGUUGUUAUCCCGUUCCCGGAUGAAGAAGCAGGUGAAGUUCCAAUUGCAUUUGUUGUCCGAUCACCAAAUAGUUCAAUAACAGAGCAAGAUAUUCAAAAGUUCAUAGCCAAACAGGUCGCUCCUUACAAAAGAUUACGACGAGUGAGCUUCAUUAACAGUGUUCCAAAAUCAGCUGCUGGUAAAAUCUUGAGAAGAGAACUUGUUCAGCAAGUAAGAUCCAAGAUGUGAAGAAUCUUUUAUAACCGGAGACAGAACUCAGAAGUCUCUGUGUUGCCUUGUCCUUUUCACCAUAUUUAUGUACCAUCAUUUCACAUCAAACAGUUACUCAACCCACGAAGUGGAAAAAAAUAAUCCUAUACCAAAUAUAUACAUUUUUUUUUUUUUCAAAAGUAGCUAUAACUUUAUUAAGUUCAGCGUUUUUCAUUUCUUGAACUUUUUGUAAGAUUAUGUGUGUGUGCGUGCGGGUAUCUAAAGUUUGGAGAAAAUAAAAAGUAGAUAAUUUGGUA
Molecule: messenger RNA, 1910 nt
Organism: Camelina sativa (false flax)
Lineage: Eukaryota; Viridiplantae; Streptophyta; Magnoliopsida; Brassicales; Brassicaceae
Product: 4-coumarate--CoA ligase-like 7
Molecular function (GO): CoA-ligase activity
Source: RefSeq, a predicted model, not a curated record